AUGGCGACAAACUUUGAUAUGAACAACAUGACCGUCGAACAACUUAUGGCACUUAGCGAGAUAGUUGAUGACAGCGAUAUUAGUGAUUUCGAAGAUGAAGUGGAGAAGAUAACGAAGGACGAAUUCUAUCGAGUUGCACCUAAGGAUAAGGGCAAAGAUCCCUUUGAAGGAGAAAGACUAUUCAUAGAUGAAGGAGAUCGUUCUACUGACCCAAGAAGAGCACGAAGACGACCAUUGAAUAAGAAGGGUGAGAGAGGAAUUAUGCCAACGUGGAAAUAUUCCGAAAGACAGAAAGCUAGGGCUCUGCUGGUCGAGGAGGCGUAUCAAAGUCUACUCAGUCAGGGAGUUGAGGGUUUACCACCAACAAUGGGAGGUAGAUGGAGAACUGAUGAUCCUCAAGUUAAUGCGGAGAUGAAGAGGCUAGAGAAUAUUAGGAAUCCAAAACGUCCUAGAGGAAGACCACCAAAGGCUAAAUCUGAUGCAAAGGUUGCGAUCCCGAAGAAACGUGGAAGACCAGCAAAGGCUAAGGUUGACACCAAAGUAGUAAUUCCAAAGAAACGUGGAAGACCAGCAAAGGUUAAGUCUGAGGCUGAGGUUGUGAUUCCAAAGAAACGUGGGAGACCACCAAAGGUUAAGAAGAAAAGUGUCGCGGAGAGAUUCAUGAGUCAAAACAAAAUAAAACUAUCGAUUCCUGCAGAUAGUGUAAUAACUCAGGUGGGACCUAAUAAGUACACGGUGACCGUGGAUCUAAGCAAGAGACCAACAAGGAAAGCUCCUGAGGUACCGAAAGGUGUAACUCCAUGGAGGCCCGUUCCUAAGCCAAGGACAGUGUUCCCUAGAGAGAGACCUGUUCCUAAGCCAAGGACAGUGUUCCCUAGAGAGAGACCUGUUCCUAAGCCUAGAACUAGAAAGCCAGUGCCUCCUCCAAAGUUAAGGAAGCCCGUAAAGGUAAUGAAAGAAGUUGAGGAACAGCCUCCUGUGGUCGCCCCACAGGAACACGAGAUCGAUCCAUUCGGAACGUAUCUUGAGAAGCCUUCCUAUAGAAAGAUAGAAACUGCCGCAAAUGGUGCAGCGGUGACUUACUCAAUAACCCCAAACUUUAUGGAUCCCUUGGACCAGAUGACAGCAAGUAGGCAGGUUGUGAGGGGAAUUCUAGUGAAUGAGUUGAGGAGAAUGGGAGGGUUGAAAUAUACGGAGACAAUUAAGGUGAGAAUGUCCAAGGAAAUCGGAAAUGAUAAAACAAAGAAGGAUUCAGUGUACUUUAAGUCAAAAACUGGAACUGCAACUAACUUUGAGGAUAUUGAAAGCACUGCAGCUCAGAACCAACUGACUAUCUUAUCCAGAAUUGAAACUUUCCAGAACUUAGGUUCAAAUUGGAUUAUUCUGAACAUUGAGAGUCAUUAUGUUAAUAUUGCAAUGUACAAACCUCUCAAGGGUAGUUCAUAUAUGAAGUUACCCGCAGACAUUAGUAAUCCAAAAUGCAGCCUCAUAAAUAUGCAAAACAAUGACAAUAAAUGUUUUAUGUGGAGUCAUCUGAGACAUGUGAGACCAAGGGCUAGAAGAGCAACCACCAUAACACGGCAGGACAGAGAGUUCGCGAAAAACCUAGACUAUGAGGGAAUAGACUUUCCCGUGAAAAUAAGCGACAUUGAUAAAAUUGAGAGGAAGAACUCCAUAAGCAUAUCAGUGUUUGGCUAUAAGGGUAAGAAGCAGUUCUAUCCAAUUAGAAACUCCAAAACAAAAUAUGACGAGCAUAUGGAGCUGCUGCUGUUGGGUGACAACGAGGGUGGUAACCACUACGUUCUAAUAAAGGAUGUAAACAGAAUGCUCUUCAGUGUUAGCGGAAACUCAAACAAGAAACACUUCUGCCUACACUGCCUUCACAGUUGCGUUAGUGAGGAGUCACUGGAAAAACAUCGUGAAACAUGUAUUGAGGUAAAUGGAACUCAAGCCACAAAGCUUCCGAGUGAGGGUACAAAAAUAAAGUUCAAAAACCAUAGGAACUCAAUGCCCGCACCAUUUGUAAUAUACGCCGAUUUUGAGUCCAUACUAGUUCCAGAAGAGAGAAAACUUGAUUCUGAAGACCCUGAGGACAAGAGUACUACAGAACUAUACCAGACUCACAAGGCCUGUAGUUUUGGGCUUAAAACAGUGUGCCACUACGAUGACCAGUACUCCGGUGAAUAUAUAAGCUACGUUGGUGAAGACGCCACAGUGGUCUUUUUGAAGACCGUACUGAAGGAGUCCAUUAAGCGCCGGGAAAUGGUGAACAAAAUCUUCAAGAAAAAGAUGGUAAUCACACCAGAGCAAGAAGCUGAGUUCUGGGUGACAAGGAACUGCUCCAUAUGUGGCAACGACUUAGGUGAUAACAGAGUGAGAGACCACGACCACGUAACUGGACUGUACCGUGGAGCUGCCCAUAAUAUGUGCAACCUAAAAUAUAGAAUCACAUGGAAAGUUCCAGUGGUCUUCCACAACCUAAGAGGUUAUGAUAGCCAUCUAAUAAUGCAGGAAAUUGGUAAGUUUAAGAUGAACAUCAACGUGGUCCCAAAUAACAUGGAAAAAUACAUUUCCUUCUCACUAGGUAAAAGUCUUGUGUUCAUUGACUUAAUACAAUUCAUGGCUUCUUCCCUGGAGGCACUUGUGAGUAACCUUUCACCUGAAGACUUCAAGAUAGUCGGUCAGCGGUGGCAAGGUGAGGACUUCGAUCUUGUGAGACAAAAAGGUAUAUUCCUUUAUGAAUACCUGGAUGACAUAAGUAAACUUGACACUGAGGGACUUCCAAGUAAAGAUAAAUUCUACUCGUCUCUAUAUGAGUCUGAAGUGAAAGAAGAAGAUUACCAGAGAGCUCUAAAAGUCUGGGAUCACUUUAAGAUGAAAACAAUGAGAGACUACCACGAUCUUUACCUGGAGACUGACGUUCUUCUUCUAGCAGAUGUUUUCGAGAAUUUCAGGAAGACCUGCUUGGAGAAUUACAAGCUUGACCCUGCUCACUACAUAUCAGCACCUAGUCUAAGUUGGGACGCAUUCCUAAAACAGUCAGGAGAGGAAAUAGAAUUGGUAAGCGAUAUGGAUAUGUUCCAGUUCUUUGAGAAGGGAAUGAGAGGUGGGGUAAGUCAUAUUGCUCAUAGACACUCUACAGCGAAUAAUAAGUACAUGGAAACGUAUGACGAAGAAGCUGAAAACAAGUUCCUUAUGUACCUCGACGCCAACAAUUUAUACGGCUGGGCAAUGUCUCAACCUCUGCCUAAUGGUGAGUUUGAGUGGAUUGAGGAAGUUGACAAAAUAAAUAUUGAUGACUACCUUGGAGACAGCGGAAGGGGUAUGGUUCUUGAGGUUGACAUGGAAUAUCCAAAAGAACUUCACGAUCUCCAUAACGGUUAUCCUCUAGCCCCGGAGAGCAAGGAGAUCGAUGCGUCAAUGUUGUCGGACUACGCGAAGAGUAUUGCUGAGAAAUUCCAGCUUACAAUCGGAGGAGUAAGAAAACUGGUGAACUCACUAGGUCCCAGGAAGAACUACGUCCUACAUGCCCGUAACUUGAAACUCUACAUAGAUCUCGGAAUGAAACUCCUAAAGGUUCAUAGAGCAGUCUCCUUCAGGCAGUCAACUUGGCUGAAAAACUAUAUUGACUUUAAUACUCAAAAACGGGCAGUAGCUAAGAAUGCGUUCGAGAAAAACUUCUUCAAACUUAUGAACAAUUCCAUCUACGGAAAGACUAUGGAAAAUUUGAGGAAGAGAGUUGAUGUAAAAUUAGUGUCAUCGGAAAAUGACCUCCUAAAACUUACGGCAUCACCGUGCUUCCAAUCACAUAGGAUUAUGAAUGAGAACCUAAUUGUGGUAAAAAGAAUGAAGGAAGUUCUGACCCUGAACAAACCGUGCUAUGUGGGAAUGAGCAUCUUAGACUUAUCCAAAACUCUAAUGUACGACUUCCAUUACAACAUGAUUAAGAAGAAGUACGGCAACAACUCAAAGCUCCUAUUCACAGACACUGAUAGUCUAAUGUAUGAGAUUAAGACUGACGAUGUGUACGAGGACUUCAAGAGGAUCGGUGAAGAGGAGGACUGCUGGGACAACUCAGAUUAUCCAAAAGAUUCCCCAUAUUACUCAGCUCAUAAUAAGAAGGUAAUUGGAAAAUUUAAGGAUGAAGCUGGAGGAGUACCGAUUGUAGAAUUUGUGGGACUAAGGUCAAAGAUGUACUCUUACGUGAAGGAAAGCGGCGGAGGUGGAAUGACAGCGAAAGGUGUGAAAAAGUACGUGAUCGGAAACAAACUCACUCACGAAAACUUUAAGAACGUAAUUAAGACCAAAGGUAGGAUGAGACAUAAGAUGAACACGAUCAGAAGCAUCAAGCAUAAAAUCGGAACUUACGAACUGAAGAAAAUUACACUCAGCUGUUUCGAUGAUAAAAGAUACCUACUUGAAGAUGGUGUUACAAGUUACGCGUACGGACACCACUCAAUAGGAAAAGUAAAUUGUUAAAUAAUGUUGAAAAAAUAAUGAUGAAAAAUAAUAGAAAAAUAAUAGAAAAAAUAAUACCAAAAAUAAUAGAAAAAUGGUCUAGAAAAAUAUGAGCCCGCGUUUUUGAGGGAAAAAUAUGGAAACCGCUGACCGGAAGUUGGGUGAGAUCGCGGGCCGAAAAAGUGGUCUAGAACCCUCAUUCCCUAUACUACUCAGAUCAUUCCCAUAUAGAAUCCUAUCUUACCCAUAGCAAAGUUGUUAUGAAAUGAUAUAAGGAACCCAUGUAUUUCCCAUAGUAAGUCAUAUGGAAUCAGAGGCGUAGGCAGGAUUUUCGGUCAGAGGGGGCCGGCAAAAAUCCAGGUGGGGUCAAGCCGCCAGUGACUCGAGACGCAAAGUUGGCGCAAGAAAAAAUUUGCGGACCACAGAACAUUUUAAAUCUCCCCCCUUCCCCCCCCCCGUCGACAACUUUUUCGGUAAAAAAUUUUUCUGGACAGUAACAUUACAAUUGCUUUCGUAGCACUUUUCCCGAUUUCCGUAACACUUUUUCCGAUACUUCACCACGUGACCACGAAGAUUCCGACAACAUUAGAGAGUUUGAGCAAGAGAACAAAGUCGGACGACGUGGACCGUGGUUGACAAUUUUUGCCUGUCUUGCACAUUAUCUUACGCAUUCUGAGUUUAGGGUCCGGCGUGAAGACAGAUUAGAGAUUUAUGUCUAGCUGUUUAUGAAUGCUGACCCAAAUCCUUACCCUGAUCAGGACAAAACAGCGCGACAUGAAUCCAUAUCUCGUCUUCGUUCUUCUGCCUUCGUUCACAACGAAAAAUUCGCAAAAAUUUUGGCAAAAUUCGCUGUAAACUUCCUUCCGAACGAAGUAAGAAGGACAAAGACGGGAUAUAGUUUCAUGUCUCGCUGUUAUUUUCUGGGUCAGGGCAAAAAUUAGGGUCAAUAUACAUAAACAGCGACACAUGGGAAGACACGCUGAGCAACCACCAGUGACGUCCAACACAGUAUGCGCAGACGGCAAUUUUUGCCCCCCCCGGCCCCAGCCCUGGCUUCGCCUCUCUAUGGGAUAUGUAUGGAUUUGUACCAAAUACGUAUCAAACCCACAUCAAAAACAUGAUAUGGGUAUGCUAUGAAGGCAACCAGGCCAUACCAAAGCCAUAUACCUCCCAUAUAUGGCCCAUAGGUUGAAUCAUAUCAAUCCCAUAGUUGGCCCAUAUAUGUCCCAUAUAAUAUGGUUUUGUAAGGGAAGUUUUAAAACUUCAAACGAGAGAGCAGCUGCCAUCUGACUCUGCGGUCCCAAAUCCUGUCAAUUAUUUAUAA
Messenger RNA from Paramuricea clavata, 5782 nucleotides. NCBI's taxonomy places the organism in Eukaryota, Metazoa, Cnidaria, Anthozoa, Malacalcyonacea, Plexauridae. The record is from the annotation of a GenBank genome assembly.